UUUAGGAGUUACUUGUUAUUCUAGAAUCCCUUGAAUAUUUGUUAUGAAUACUACUUUUACUUGUAAUGUUACUUGUAAUAAUUUACUAGUUACUGGUUUAAGUAUUCAUUUAUUAGGAGUUACUUGUUAGAUUUAUGUGUUAUUUUUAAAUUUUUGUAAAUGGCUAUAUUUCCCUUACUUAUUUAUUUUGUAUGUUGAAACAUGGAGAUUCUCGUAUAUUAUAAUGAAUUUUACACUUUGCCUAGAGAAGAAUUUUUGACAUUGUUCCAGAAGAAAUUGAUUUCAAGUUGAAUUUUGGAUUGUUUUUUUAUCUUGCUGAACUAUGUUGAGGUUAAACAAGAUAAUGAAAAACCAAGAUUCUUUUUUGGUGGUGAACAUAUGGUAAUUUUAUAAUACUUUGAUAUAAUUUUAAUUUUUUUUUUAUUUAUGUUUCUAUUUCAAAGUUUUAUAUAUAUUUUUUGUAUACAGUUGCCUCUUUUGCGUUGUAUCUAUAAUGGAGAAGGCAACAUAUAUGAUAAUGAAAUAUUCGGGGCAUGGGAUAGUGGAUUGAAUCAGUCAAUGUUGUGAACUAAUAGAUGCAUUGUUGAUAUUCAUACCAAUCUACUACGACAAUCAUUAUUCAGCUGUUUGUAUAAAUUUCUACACUCAAACUGUUGAUUACUUGGACAAUCAAACAUAUUCAAUGCAUGUAGAAGUUGAAAAUAAGGAAAAGAAAGGGAAAGGUGCAAACACAGUGGGUGCCAAGAAAUUCAGAAUUUCAACAAAUUUUAAUGAAUUUCACACUGCUUUUUAUACUCUCACAUGGCACUUGGUAAGAUUUGAAAUUUUCUCAAAAUUAGAAAAGUAAUACUUGAAUACUUGUGUUUGGAAUUACUGUGGUUACUUGUUCUGGGUAUUACUAGUAUAAGUUUUUUUUUAGGGAUAUUACUAGUAUAAGCUAUGAUUUAAUUUUAUGUAUGUGUUACUUGUAUGGUUUACUUGUCCUGUGUUUGAAUAACUGGGGUUACUUGUAUUGGGAAUUAAUGUGGUUAUUUGUACUGGGGAUUACUUGUAUCUGUUAUAGGUUUAGGGGUUACUUGUAUUUGGAAUUACAGUGGUUACUUGUACUGGGGAUUACUUGUAUCAGUUAUGAUUUACUUUUAUAUAUGUGUUACUUGUAUGUGUUACUUGUCAUGUGUUUGAAUAACUGGGGUUACUUGUACUGGGGAUUACUUGUAUCUGUUAUAGGUUUAGAGGUUACUUAUAUUUGGAAUUACAGUGGUUACUUGUAUUUGGAUUACUUGUAUCAGUUAUAGAUUUUAUUACAUGUAUGUGUUACUUGUAUCAGUCAUAGGUUUAAGAAUGUGUUACUUGUAUCAGUCAUAGGUUUAUGUAUGUGUUACAUAUAUGGUUUAAUUAAUAAAGAUGUAAACUAUGGUAAUUGAAUAAUUGGAGUUACUUAUAUUCAAGAUUUUAUAAAGGGUUACUUGUAUUGUGGAUUACUUAGCUUGUAUCAGUUUUACCAAAACUGUAGUUAAUAUAUAUUUUUUUUCAGAGACUUUAUAUGUCAAAAUAUUUGGUUUCAAAAGGCCAUGAUAAUGGAGAAUUUGUCAAGGAUUUCGAGAUUCGUAUGAUUCCCCUUGAUUCUCAAAAGUGUGCUUCUGAAACAAAUGACUGUGGAAUUUUUUGUUUGUACCAUUGUGCCACAUAUAAAGGGAAACCUUUUAAAUGUAAAAGUUUGACUCAGGCAUUGGAGAGACGUCGUUUUAGAGCAGAAAUAUGUGCAUCUCUGGUUUUAUGUAAUUUGAAUUUGUGUCGAACUGAUGUUUUGAAAAGUGUGGAUGCUUUUUGCGACAACAAUCAAGAGAUUUAUGCUGAAGUCAUUCUCAAUGAGGAAAUUGCAAAGGCUAAUAAAUCGACUCGGCAAAGUUUGAAGGCUAAGAAAGCAGGAGGAGGAGUUUAAAGAUGAAGAUGGCUAAACAGGGGAAUGUAGCAGAAGAGGAAAAAGAAAUUAGAGCCAAAGAGAAGAGAGAAGAAGCAGUUCUGAUUGCUGCAACUAUAGGUGCAAAGAAAAUGGCAAAGAAGACUAAAGAUGCUGCUGCAAGAAAGAAGUAAGAACUUCUGGAAAAAAAAAUUCAGUUA
Chenopodium quinoa (quinoa) is the source of this 2121-nucleotide messenger RNA. RefSeq lists its product as uncharacterized. The coding region runs from base 1544 to 1942 and encodes 132 amino acids. The record is from RefSeq and is a predicted model, not a curated record. The transcript has 3 exons. NCBI's taxonomy places the organism in Eukaryota, Viridiplantae, Streptophyta, Magnoliopsida, Caryophyllales, Amaranthaceae.